Messenger RNA from Knipowitschia caucasica, 375 nucleotides. Lineage: Eukaryota; Metazoa; Chordata; Actinopteri; Gobiiformes; Gobiidae. The record is from the annotation of a GenBank genome assembly.
AUGAUGAAUUCCCAAGCACAGCCACCUUCCACUUCCUGCCACGCCUGGCACAGAAACACCUCCACACCCACUGUCUUUGCCCCGCUGUGGAGCUCCAUGAGGAGAGAGAUAGGCACCUACGAGUUUGUAAAAGCCUCAUUUAAGGCCAAAACACUCUGUGUUUCUCUGUUUCUUUAUGGUUGGAUAUGUGAGGAGCGCUGCAGGCCCUGUGGCCUCCUCCUGCAGAGGCCUGAGCUGCAGUCAGUGAUCCGCAGAUAUGCAGUGCACCUGUCGUCGUCCUGCGGUGAGAGCGAGCGCAUUAGAGGGAUUAUACAGGUGGUGGUCAGUGGGGGGCGCCCUGCAGCAGAGACACCGCAGCAUGGUGCUUCAGAGUAG